AUGCAAAAACUUGAGGCCGGAGUAAUAAUUUUCCGGCCAACAAUCAAAACUUUUUUCUAUAUCAUUUUGCCAAUGUCUUCAGAAUCACCUAUUCCAGAACCACCAUAUCCUCAAGAUCCUACUCCACCUAUUACACUUGUUUUAACCAUACUUCUCUUAGUCAUGUUCUUUGUAGGUUUCUUUUCCAUAUAUUUUUGUAGAUGCUUUUUAGAAAACAUUGUCAAUUCUUUAAAUAAUAGACAAACUCCUAAUGGAACACCUAUUAAUCCAACAAGUCUAUCUCAUCCUGGCCUUGAUUCCAACAUUGUAGACUCAUUCCCUACUUUUACAUACUCAAGUGUAAAAGAUUAUGACAAGUAUGGUCUCGAAUGUGCAAUAUGUUUAUGUGAGUUUGAUGAUAAUCAUGUUCUUAGAUUCUUAACUACUUGUUGCCAUGUCUUCCAUAAACAGUGUAUUGAUCUUUGGUUUGCGUCAAAUAAAUCAUGUCCAGUUUGUCGGAGAAAUCUCGAUGCACUAGAUAUCAAGCGAUCAUCAGAGAAAAUUCCUAACAUCGUCGUCGAUAGUAGCACAACUACUAGUACUAUGAACAACAAUGGAGGUGAUCAUGAAAUUGCGAAUGGAAACAAUAAUUCAACAGAUGAUGCUAUUACUAUUGUGAUUGAGGAGGAUAAUGUAAGGCAUGAAAACGAGGCAAUUAUCACUAGUGAAGGGUUAUCUUAUAAUAAAGAAAAUGGGAAAUAUUGUCCAUACAUGAAUGAGAAGUUUCCAAGAUCACAUUCUACAGGACAUUCUAUAUUAAGGAAUAGAGCAAAACAAGAUGAUGAUAAGUAUACAUUGAAGUUACCAGAGCAUAUCAAAGAAACUAUCACGAGAAGACAUUUUGUUACAUUAAGUUGUACAACAUUUGGAGAAUAUUCAAAUAAUUCAACGAGAAUGCAUGAAGGUUUUGGAGAGAUUUCUAGUUGUGCUACAAAAGAAGAUGCCAACAAAGUAUAAUAAGUUAUCUUCUCUCUUUUUCCCACUUAACU
Molecule: messenger RNA, 1028 nt
Organism: Beta vulgaris subsp. vulgaris (sugar beet)
Lineage: Eukaryota; Viridiplantae; Streptophyta; Magnoliopsida; Caryophyllales; Amaranthaceae
Product: RING-H2 finger protein ATL29
Source: RefSeq, a predicted model, not a curated record